GCUGGCAUAGAGACCUCGGCAGUAAGACUUUAUUCUUUUCUCUGUGAGAGUGAGCAACAAUGAAAGCAAACAAUUACUUUUAUUUUGUGUGCAUUUUAUUAAGUGUGCUGGAUAGUUUUAUGUGCAGUGCAUCUAAUGGGAUAGAAUUUAUUGAAAACAAACAUCAGUCACUUAAGGAUUCACCAUCAUAUUUACUUUCAGAAUCUGAAGAUGCUCAUAAUUUUAAAAGGUAUUUGAAUUUUCAUGGAAUUCUACUAGACCAAACACCAUCGAGUUCAGAAUUAUUGGGGCCAAGUAUUGAUUUAGAUUACACACAUUUACAAGAAGAUACUUCAGGAAAACAAAGUCAUGGUAUUUCUAGUGAUUCACGUGGUUUCUACAAUGAAAAUGAUGCUGCUAGAGCCACAGGACGUCUUGGAUUUUUUGGAAGUUCUGCAAAACAGGGUGCAUCUGGGCAUAUGUCUGAACAUGCUUAUGAUGGCCUUCAGAGAAGAGUUCAUCAUGAUUCAUCUGACAGAAACUUUUACAAUGGUAUUUCUGGAGCACAUGCUGAUAGACGGUUUGGAGGUCUGUACAAUGGUGGUCAUGAAUUAAAACAAAAAGGGCUGGCAGCUGCUGCAGUUGGAUCUAAUGGUUCACACCGUAAAGGCCAUCACUCAUCAGGUUUUCAUAAUUCUUAUCAUAAAGAUGAAUCAGGAAACAAUACAACUUUCUACGAUGAUUCUGCAGAUUUUGGUGGACAUUUCUUCUUAGGUUCCCAAGAUGGUUCAUAUAUGAAUCAAGCGGAUGAACUGUAUGGAGGUAACUAUAACCACGGUGCUUUCAAAGACCAAAUUAAAGGACGGCAAAGCAACUAUGGUCUUUCUAAUGCGUAUGAUGCUGUUAAUGGUCAUAAACAAAAUUAUGGUCAGGGUCGUUUCUUCGAUAAUGCAGCCGGUUAUGCUGAAGAGGAGCAAGCUAAAAACAGUGAGCGUGCUUUGUUUACUGGACGGAAUGGUGAUUCAAAAACCUAUCAUGGGGCAAAUAUAAACCAUGAGCAGCUUUAUGGUGGAGUUUUGAAGCCUAAAUUACAUUCCACACUUGAUGAACCCGAACAUAGAAACAGUUUCUCGAGUGAAAAACGUAAUUAUUAUCCAGCUGAUGGCCGAACUUACGCGCUACGGAAAAGACCAAGCGACAGUUUAAGUGACUAUGGUAUUGACGAUGGGGCAAGGCAAUAUUCUAAACAGUACGAAUCAAGUGCGAGUAAAUAUCUUAAACCACAAACUUCUGCUGAAAUCGGAUACUAUGGGACUUAUAGAGGUAUUACUUACUGAACAGCUGUCAAAUGGAAAGGUACUAAAUUUUAACAAAAUGUGUUUAGUGCGUGGGAGUUUUGUGAAGUAAUUUAACGGCUGCAAUUCUUUCUACGGCUAUCACAAUCUGUAUUCCAGAAAACCAGUCACAAUUUCUUUUAUCGAGUACUUGUAAAUUUUGCUGUUAAGUAAUGUGUUCUACUGGAAAUUUUUUGUGUCGUCAUUGAAGGAAAGCUUGAUAUUGUAACUACUGUUAAUUUUUUAUGUGCGUAAAUAUGCAAUUUUGUUUUAUACUUUGAUAUCACUGUCAACUAUUUAAUUUUCAAUAAAUUAAUUAGCAGCAACUUU
Messenger RNA from Schistocerca americana (American grasshopper), 1643 nucleotides. RefSeq lists its product as uncharacterized. The record is from RefSeq and is a predicted model, not a curated record. The transcript has a single exon. NCBI's taxonomy places the organism in Eukaryota, Metazoa, Arthropoda, Insecta, Orthoptera, Acrididae. The coding region runs from base 60 to 1316 and encodes 418 amino acids.